AUGGAGAACAGUAGUAGCAAUGGUAGUUUGUUCAUGUCCGCAGUAGGCAUAGGCGUAGGAUUGGGUGUCGGCCUUGGCCUGGCGUCGACACAACUCAUGGCAUCUUCGCCAAGAGGGGACGUGACCUUGGGUGGCGGCGCAAUAGCUGCAGAUAUCGAAUCAGAGCUUCGACGCCUCCUUGUCGAUGGGCAAGAGACCAAAAUUUCCUUUUCUGACUUCCCAUAUUAUCUCAGCGAGGAAAUGAGGCUGGCGCUCAUGAGCGCAGCAUUCCCUUACCUGAGUCAAACUAUUCUGCCAAAGCACAUCAAAGUAUUCAAGGACUCAAGCCGCACCAUACUACUUUGUGGUCAAUCAGAGACGUGCCUGCAGUCACUUGCCAAGGCCAUUGCCAACCAAUUCAAUGCACGUCUGUUAGCACUGGAUAUCUUUGAGUUCUUGCAUCAGAUCCAGCACAAAUAUGGUGGCUCAAGCAAUGCACAAGUUGAAGUUGGUUUUAGUGCUCCAGUGUGGACCUUGGAUGUGAAAAUUCUCUUACAGUGCAUGUACAAGGGGGGUUUGUCAUCAUACAAUUUGGAGUGUGAUGAUUUGAGUUCUAUCUCCCUAGAUGAUUGUGUAGAAAUUGCAAGUUACCUAGAGGAUAUUUUAGCCCCAGCAGUCUCAUACCAUUUAAUGAAUAACCAGGACCCUAAGUACAGAAACGGGAGGCUUAUUCUAUCUUCAACGAGUUUAUGUUAUGGAUUAAGAAUUUUUCAAGAAAGUAACCUUGAGAAAGUUUCAGUUGAAACAAAAGAUGACUCAAAGGUCACUAAAUACAACGAAUAUGAAAAGCGGAUAAGAGAAUUAGUGAUCCAUGCUAGUGAAACAAGAGUGACAUUUGAUGACAUUGGAGCACUAGCUGAUAUCAAAGAAUCAAUUCAGGAGCUUGUCAUGCUUCCACUUCAACGGCCCAAUCUCUUCAAUGGUGGUCUAUUAAAACCAUGCAGGGGAAUUCUAUUGUUUGGACCACCUGGAACGGGUAAAACUAUGCUUGCUAAAGCUAUAGCCAAUGAAGCUGGUGCUAGCUUCAUGAACAUCUCAUUGUCUACCAUCAUGUCAAAAUGGUGUGGAGAGGCCGAGAAGAGCAUCCAAGCGUUGUUCAGUUUAGCUGGCAAAAUUGCACCAGCCAUCAUUUUCAUGGACGAGGUAGACGGCAUGCUAGGGACACGCGAACGUUCAAAUGAAAAUGAGGUAUCAAGGAGGAUCAAGAAUGAAUUCAUGAUGCAUUGGGAUGGAGUCUUAUCCAAACCAAGUGAAAACAUUCUUGUCCUCGCCGCGACAAACCGACCUUUUGACCUUGAUGAUGCAAUCAUCAGGCGAUUCGAGCACAGGAUAAUGGUUGGUCUCCCUACUCUUGAGAGUAGAGAGCUAAUUUUGCAUAAGUUGCUGUCCAAAGAAAACAUUGAAGGUAUAGACUUCAAGGAACUUGGCAAAAUGACUGAGGGAUACAACGGUAGUGAUCUAAAGAAUCUUUGUGUGGUGGCCGCUUAUCGUCCUGUUCGAGAGCUACUUCAGAAAGAAAAACAAAUGAAGAAGGACAAGAAGGAAAAGGAAGUGAAAGGGAAGAAUGUGCGUGUUGAGAACCCACAAAAUGAAGAAAGCAAGAAGGAAAAGUCAAAAGACAGCAAAGACAUGGAAGCCAUUUUAGAGGAGGGCGACGAGGAUGAAAUGGAUGAGGUAAUCACCCUUAGGCCAUUAACCAUGGAGGACCUGAAGCAGGCCAAAGAUGAAGUCUCUGCAAGCUUUACUAGUGAUGGUGUAGUCAUGAAUGAGAUCAAGCAAUGGAAUGAGCUAUAUGGCAAAACUGGGUCAAGGAAUAGGCAAAAGCUAACAUACUUCCUAUAG
Miscanthus lutarioriparius is the source of this 1881-nucleotide messenger RNA. The record is from the annotation of a GenBank genome assembly. NCBI's taxonomy places the organism in Eukaryota, Viridiplantae, Streptophyta, Magnoliopsida, Poales, Poaceae.